CGAGUUCAACCAGUAUUCUGUUACCCGCGCGGACAGACGAUCGCUUACAAAGUAAUAUUAACAAAAUGCAUUAUAUCAAAAUAAAGACUUUUCCUCAUACGAUUUUACUAUUAGUUUUGUUAAUAAACGAGUGUAAAUCUCAGUAUUAUAUAGGAGACAAUCGUUUUAAAUAUUUCACUGAAGUGUUUUCUUGGAAGCAGAUUAACUAUGACUUUGACGGUGUCCUAUAUACAAAAGACGAACCAAUACAGAAGAAAUUAGACAGUAUCUUCUUCAGAGAUGAAAUCGACGAGAAAUUUCAAUUCUUUAAACAAUACAACAAUAUACCGAUUGGUUUCGAGGUUUAUAACCAAAAAGUUUUUAUUACUGUCCCCAGAAGGAGAUAUGGGAUCCCAUCAACGUUGAACGUAGUACCGCUGGAAACUGGUACAUCACCACUUCUGAAACCAUACCCUAAUACUGAAAGCAUAGACUCCUUCGUUUCCGUCUAUCGCCCACGAGUGGACUCCUGCAAAAGACUAUGGAUGGUUGACACUGGUCUUAUAGAAGUCCCCAAUAAUUUCGAACAGAAGAGGGCGCCACAGAUUAUAAUAUACGACCUGGAGACUGAUACAGAAAUAUUGCGACAUGAAAUACCUAUGGAUGUGCUUGUUAAUGGAACUACUUCAGGUCUCACUUCAAUUACUGUAGAUGUUUUGCCUUCAAAAUGCGACGACGCUCAUGCCUACAUCAAUGAUCUAGCAAGGAAUGGUUUAAUCGUUUUCUCUUUAAAGCAACGAUCUUUAUGGAGAAUCAGCCACAAGACUUUCAACUAUGACGUCGGAGCUACUGACUUUAUGGUCGCACAUCAAGUCAUCAACUGGAAGGAUGGUCUCUUCAGCGUGGCUCUCUCAGACCCAGACGAUGAUGGCAAAAGAACAGCAUACUAUCAUCCUUUUAUAUCUACCCAGGAGUAUUCUGUCUCAAACGAGAUAUUGAAAGAUCAGAGUGCAGAUUUUGCAAAAAAUUAUAAGUUAGAGGGCGUGCGAGGUGCAUUCUCCCAGAGUGGGUCCCACGACUUCCACAGCGGGAGCAAAGCGUUAUUCUAUGCCAACGUGGCUCAAGAUGGAGUGAUGUGUUGGAAUACUAAAAUUCCACUUACUACCAAGACUGCUAUAGUCGUGGCUCAGAGCCAUACCAAGUUGGUGUAUAUUUCUGAUUUGAAAGUCAUUAAAGAUGAAGUGUGGGUACUAGUGAAUCAGAUACCGGUGUUCAUCUAUUCACAAUUUAAUGUUACAGAAACCAACUUCUAUGUACACAAGGCCAAAAUUUCGGAUCUCAUCAAACACACUGUCUGUGACAAAUAAACAUAACUUGAAUUAAUAAAACUAUUUUCUUAAAAAUGAUCUAGCUAUUAGUACGAGAGAUGUUUUAUAUAUAUAUUUAUAAUGUAUCAAUGAAAAUGAGUUACCGAAACCUGUGAUUUAUAACUCCUGAAAUGAUAUUGCUUGCACCGAUUUACAUAAUUUGUCUCUAAAAAGCAUUAUACCUACCUCUAAUAUUAAAAUUGAGAAAUUUAUACAAAUCCACCCUGUAGUUUAAGAGUUUCAAUCAACAGAUCCAAUCUCAAGAACACAAAAAUAGAAUAUUUUUUAUUUUUAUUAUUAACAAUAUAUAAGUUACAAAACCAUUUAAAAAUUAAUAUA
Messenger RNA from Spodoptera litura, 1685 nucleotides. RefSeq names its product yellow-fb (gene Y-fb). Gene Ontology annotation, cellular component: extracellular region. NCBI's taxonomy places the organism in Eukaryota, Metazoa, Arthropoda, Insecta, Lepidoptera, Noctuidae. The record is from RefSeq and is a predicted model, not a curated record.